This is a messenger RNA of Erigeron canadensis, 1453 nucleotides long. RefSeq names its product CBL-interacting serine/threonine-protein kinase 25-like. The coding region runs from base 3 to 1283 and encodes 426 amino acids. NCBI's taxonomy places the organism in Eukaryota, Viridiplantae, Streptophyta, Magnoliopsida, Asterales, Asteraceae. The transcript is spliced from 3 exons. Gene Ontology annotation, molecular function: protein kinase activity; ATP binding. The record is from RefSeq and is a predicted model, not a curated record. Gene Ontology annotation, biological process: signal transduction; protein phosphorylation.
AAAUGGGAAGGCUGUUAGGGCAAGGAACAUUUGCAAAAGUUUAUUACGCCAGGGACUUGGCCACGUUAAAGAGUGUUGCGGUUAAAGUUAUCAAGAUAGAGCAGGUAAAAAAGAAAGGUUUAAUGGAACAAAUAACACACGAAAUUGCGGCCAUGCGGCUUGUUCGUCACCCGAACGUGGUCCAACUAAAAGAAGUCAUGGCCACCAAAACGAAAAUAUUUCUCAUAAUGGAGUACGUUAAAGGGGGUGAAUUAUUCGCGAAAGUUGUAAAAGGGCGACUAAAAGAAGAUUUUGCUAGAAAAUACUUUCAACAACUAAUAAGCGCGGUAGACUAUUGUCAUAGUCGUGGCGUCUCCCACCGCGAUUUGAAGCCCGAAAAUCUACUCCUAGAUGAAAACGAAGAUUUAAAAGUUUCGGAUUUUGGGUUAUCUGCAUUGCCAGAGCAACUAUGGAAUGACGGAAAGCUACAUACGCAGUGUGGUACACCGGCGUAUGUAGCACCCGAAGUCCUUAGGCAAAAAGGAUACGAUGGUGCUAAAGCGGAUAUAUGGUCUUGUGGGGUGAUAUUAUAUGUACUUUUGGCUGGUUAUCUACCCUUUAGAGAAGAAAAUGUGAUGCACAUGUAUGGGAAGAUUUUUAAAGCCGAAUAUGAGUUUCCACGGUGGAUUUCAACCGAUGCACGGCGAUUGAUUACGAAACUUUUGGUUGUUAAUCAGUCAAGGAGGCUUACGAUUCCAUUGAUCAUGCGAACUCCAUGGUUCUUGAAAGGGCUCAAAACAUGUGAUAGUAAUGGAGUCAAAGAUGGACUAGCAGAGAAACAAAUAAAAGAUGACAAAGUAUGUAGUGAAGAGGAGAAUGCAAUUAGAAGGUCAAAAUCAUCGCCGUCUUCCUACAAUGCAUUUGCAUUCAUCUCCUCCAUGUGUUCGAGUUUUAAUCUAUCCGGUAUGUUUCAGACCAACCUUAAACUGGGCUCCGUGUUCACAUCAAAAUUUAGCGCAUCUACUAUUGUGAAUAAACUCCAAACUGUUGCUAAGAAAGUUAAUUUCAAGAUCUCGUACUCAAAGAAAAACGAUUACAAGCUAAAGAUGCAAGGGGUAUCAGAAGGACGUAAAGGAAAGGUAUCGGUGAUGGCCGAGGUUUUUGAAGUGGCACCAGAGGUAGCCGUUGUAGAAUUUUCAAAGGUGUCCGGGGACUCACUUGAAUACGAGAAGUUUGAAGAGGACAUUAGACCAGGGUUACAAGACAUUGUUUGGAGUUGGCAAGGUGAGAAUAGUAAUGGUUAACUAAUAACUACUGUCAAACAGUAGAUAACAUAUAUAUAGCAAGUUGUACGAUACUUUACUUACAUUGUACUAAAGUACUGCUAUGUAUUUUUGGACUUAUUAACAUAUGUAUGCUUGAAUUUAGGUGUGAAUUAUUGUAUAAAGUAACUUGAUGAUUUUGCAUAGUUUCA